AUGGCUGAUUCAGAUGAAACUAUUCUUGCACCUCGAUCAAGAGCACCAAUUAAUCAAACUGGAGUUAGGCUUUGGGAGCUGCAAGAAGAGACCCAAGACACAGAAUUGAAUAUGUUUAUACAAAAAGACAAUACUGAAAACAAAGCAAUAGAGAUAAAUGCAACAAAAACAUAUCAAGACAAAUCAACAAGUACAGACACAAGAAGUGAAGAAAUUGAAUUAUCAUUUGCUAAAAACACUUUUAAGAUUGAUAAUCAAAAAGAUCCAAAAUUUACAGUCCUUAAAAAAUGGCGGGAACGCCAAGCAAAAGCUAAACACGAACGAGCACGAAGAGUUGUUAUUAAUUCACUAAAAGAAAAAUUUAGGGGAAUUCAACGCCAGGCAAAUGUAGAUGCUUUUGAGAAUGGUAAUAAAGAUUACAUUCAUGAAAGUAUUCCAGCGACUGUAAUAACUGAGGAUGUAGAAGACACGUCAAAUUUGAAUGGAAAUUGCGACUAUGGAGGGCAAGGGAAUUUCGAUCGUGAAACUGGUAGUAUUAAUGUUUAUAAUAGUACUAUGGUAAACGAGGUAGUCUGUCACGCAAGGAAACUUCAGAUGGGGCCAGGUGGUGAGCUGGCACAGUGGAGGCUUGCUCUUCGCGGUAGUAGGGCGGCGGGUUCGGAGGGUGGACUACGCGGGACUGUAAACGAAGUUAUGCCGUUGCCUGCAAGGGAAGGAUUGACAACGCCGAGGAGCGCUCGAGCUUCCAUAGGCCGGAGACCUAGUACGCUUCCACAUCAGCGUUUAAAAAAGGAGAAGUCUCCCGAUAGUCCACCGGAAAUGGAUUCACCGGGGAGUGGAAGUAGUGACUUACGGCGGCAAAAUGAAGAGCUUCGUGCACGUCUGGCGGGGGAGUCUGCAGAUCACAAGCGCAGGCUUGAUGCUUACCGUCGAGCUCAGCAAGGACAAGCUGCCUUAGUGUCACGACUUCAAGCAAAGGUGCUCCAGUAUAAGCAGCGCUGUGCUGACCUGGAAAAUCAAAUGCUGGAAUCGACACCACGAAGCGAACCUUUUUCAUAUCGUCAGCCCAGUAAAACCAGUAUCGCACUCCCGGCGCCGGCCGCUCUUUCAACUCCGUCCACUUCGGAUAAUCGUAGAGAUGAGACAAUUAACGACUUGGAUACGGCAUUGCGACGGCUUGAUGAGGAGAAACGGAAGUGUGAAAAACUAUUGUCACAAAACACCUUACUCCGUGAACAGCUAGAAGAGUCCCACCAGCUUAAUGAAGCCCUUACCAAUGAUUUGCAAAAACUUACUAAUGAUUGGGAGGCUCUCCGUGAUGAAAUGGCUAUUAAGGAAGACGAAUGGAAAGAUGAGGAACAAGCUUUCAAUGAUUAUUACUCAAGUGAACACAACCGCCUUCUCAAUCUAUGGCGCGAGGUGGUAGCAGUGAAGCGCAUUUUCUCCGACCUGCAGACCAGCACUGAACGAGACUUAUACAAAGUGAAAAAUGAUUUUGACUCUGUUGCAAGGGACCUCGUUGGCACAUUGAGUGGAUAUGCUAUCAAUGCUUUCGCUGCUCAGACUACUAAGCCGGAGAAGCUGGAGCCGUCCUCUACACAGCCGGUCGCGGGCGGUGCGGAGGAUCUGCGGGAGGAGCUGCGCGCGGUGACGUCACAGCGCGACGCGGCCGCCGCCGAGCUGCGCGAGCGAGACGCACGUAUACAGCGCCUGCUCGCCGAACUCAACGCAUUGGAGGAGCGUUGCGAAUGCGCAGAGUCGCUGUGCUCCGAAGCGAACGUGAUGCGCUCGGCUCUGGAGGAAGUAGCCCGCGCGCUCAUACACGACUCUGAGUCCGACUCGGCGCCUUCGCAUAUGCAUUUGACAUCUGACAGGUCACCUAAGCGCACAGUUUCACAAUCGGCCAACGCGACAGCUUUCGCAGAAAGCACCAUAUCAGCGGUCCAGGCGGCGCUGCACAAGUACCAGAUACAAAUACACGAGUUGCAGGUGAAGCUACAGAACACCAGAGAACAGUUGACAACAAGCAGGAAGCACUGCGAAGCGGCCGAUUCGAAUAUCGCCUCGCUUGAAAGUAAAGUUCAUGAUCUUCAAGGAAAACUAGACCAAACAAACGCUGAUCUCAACCAAGCCAUUCAAGAGAAAGAGUCACUGCAGAAGACUGUAGAAAUACUAAGAAUAGAUAAGAAUAAUCUAGAACGUAAUAGAUUGGAGAUUAAUGCCAUGGUUGAAUCUCUGACGUCGGACUACGAGAAGCUGCAGAAGAUAAACUCUCGUUUAGAGAAGAAUAUAGAAGCGCUAGAGAAUGAGAAGCGAACUUUAACUGCUGAAGUGGACCACUUGCACCGCGAAGCAUCUAACAGGGAAUCGGUUUUGAGGGCUGAAGAAGAGCGCUCGUCGAGGCUUCGUUCGGAGCUGGUGUCAGUGCGCGAGGAGCUGAACAAGACCGCACUGGCCCGAGACCUGCUGGACCAGCAGAAGCUGGAGACCGAAUCCAUUCUGUCACAGAUGGAAAAACACAGAAGUGAACUUGAAAUAGAACUAGAGAGAACUAUUCUCGAGCGUGGCGAUCUGCAGGACUUGGCGGAGAAGUUAGAAUCGGCGCUGAAGAACCUCGAGGCUGAUAAGAAGAAGCUGCAGGAAGAAAUUAAACAACUGGAAGAGGAGAAGUGUACGCUGAGUAAGCAGGCGUCGGAGCUGUCGGGCGACUCGGGGUCGCUGCGCAAGGAACUGCUGAGCGCGGAGCAGGAGCGCCUCGCGCUGCGGGCUGACGUGGCCGCGCUGCGCGACCAGCUGCAGCAGCUGCAGCACCAGCGCGACGCACUGCAGCUGGACCUGCGCCACGUCACCAGGGAGCGUGAUGAAUUAAAUUCGCAACUAACAUCUAUGGCUCGUAAGAAGGACGCGUUGAACGAGGAGAUCAUCAGAUUGCAGCAGAGACUCGAGCAAGCCAACGAGACCAUUGGCCGCCUCAACCGAACCAUUGAGGAUCAUGUUAAAGACGGUGAAGAGAAACAGAUUGCAAUGGAUAAGUUGGAGAAGGAGAAGCAAAACCUGCACGAACAACUGGCCAGCUUACGGUCGGAGAAAGAUGCGCUGGAAGCUGUGCUCUUCGACACUUCCAGCCUGCUUGAAGACGCGGACUCGCGCGCCAACAAGCUGCAACAAGAACAGCAAGAGCUGCAGCUGCAAAAUGAGAAACUCAAAGGUCAAAUAUCCCGUCUGACCAAAGACCUAGAGAACAGCGAGAAGAAACUUCGAGAAACUAAGAACAAUUUGCAGCAGCAAACUGGCAAGAAAGAAGCGGAGUACCAACAAAUUAUCACCAACAUCAGUCGGACCACUACCGAAAACAUCACAAAGCUGAAAGAAGAGAAAGAGCAACUCCGUCAAGCCCUGGAACAAAAAUUAAACCAGACCAUAGCGACAUUGACGAGUGAGAAGGAGGCAUCGGAAGCCGGCGCGAGGGAAAGAGAAAAGAAGCUGCUGGCGAUCAGAGACCAACUGUUAUUACAGCAUGACGAAGCCAUGCUGCGCGCGGAGAACGAUAAGCAACAGGCUCUGUUAAUGGCCCAUCAAGAGCACCAGGCGCUGUUGGAACGCCUGGAGGAAGCGAAACGAACCCUGAACUGCGAGCAGAACAAGCUGGAGCGAGUACGACGAGACGCGCAGGCCAAAGCCGAGCAGGACAGGACACAAAUGAACCUGUUGAAGGAGGAGCUGGCUGCGCUCAAAACAAAACUCGACGAGGCUAAGGCUUCCGCGGAAGACGAAUGCUCUCGCUACGAGAACCGCAUCAAAGAACUGCAAACAGAGAAGGAGGCGUUGUGCCGCGAGGGACAAGAACUGCGCGCUCAACUUACACUCGCUGAAGACAAGCGAGAUUGUACGCAUGCACAACUACAGGAUACUCUGAGGAAGCUAAAGGAAUUGGAGAACGAGUUCGAGAGCGUACGUAAAGAGCUCACGGAAGUUCGUCGGCAACAAAGCGCUUGUUCUGCCGAACGGGAGCAGCUGGCGAAUACGUGUCGGGAACUGCGGGAGCACGUGAAGCGCGCCGAACAUGAACGACGGGAAGCUGCGAGAGCACGGGACGACGCCUACCACAAGAUCGCAGCUUUGGAAGAGUCGCGUGCGUCGCUGGAGGCGGAGUUAUCGCGUAUGCAGGCGCUGCUGAAGGAGGCGGAGUGUGGCGGCGAAGCCAACGCGCGCUCGUUGCGGGCCGCCGAGGGGCAGCUGAAGCGAGAGCGAGCCGCGCUCGACCAGGCGCAACACGACAUCAAGGAGCUGCAGUCUAGGCUGCAGAACGAGAGCGAGGAACGCGAGCGGUGUGCAGGCGAAGCGGCGACGGCGAAGCGACGCGCGGCCGAGCUGGAGGCGCUGCUGCAGAGCGCGCGCGCCGAGCUGGCCGCCUGCCGCCAGCGCUGCGCCGACCUGGAGCACGCCUGCCACGCCCGCGACCAGGAACUGGUAUUACGUCUAGAAGAUUGUCGUUCUAAGGAGAGGCGACUGGAAGAACUCAAACAUAAUUUGGAGGUGUGCCUCGCUGAUGCCACUCAGCAGAUACAGGAACUUAAGACCCGCCUAUCGGCGUGCGAGAGUCGGUCGCGCGCGGUGGAGGCGUCCUUGUCGGAGAGCGAGGCGGCGCGGCGCGAGGCGGAGUCGCGGCUAUCGUCUGUCGCACACACGCUGAGGCGCGUCUGCGGACUGCAGCCCGACGGCAGCGUGGCGCCCGCGCGCCGCCGCCUCGCCAGCCCCGUGCGCCGCUACAGCCCGCACAGAGGUCGCGAUCAUUCAGAAGACCGCAACGAGAUCAUAGACGUUGAUCCUGAGCUCAUCAAGAAGGGUGCUCGCAAUUUGAUGCACGAAGUCUGUCAGAUAGAGCGAGAGAAGGACGAUUAUAAAGCUCAAGUGCAGUCGCUCAAGAAACAAUUAAAAGAGGCGACGGAACAGCACGGCAAGGGCGAAGGCAAGCUGCAGUCGCUGAGCAGCAACUUGCGCACUCUGCAGGAGGAACGCGCGCGGUUGCACAGUACCGUCGUGCAGAAGGACGCACAGUUUAACGCGCUGAACGAGUCAAUACAAUCAAAAACAGUGGAGAUAAGCAACUUGAAAGACAAAAUAACCAGUUUGGAAGUGACUUUGAGCUCUGUCACCGAAGAAAAAGUUCUAAAUGAGAAUAAAUCUGAGAGCUUAAGGGCGCAGCUAGCUGAACGUGUUCAAGAGAUUGGUCAAUUAAGAGAAGCAUUAACAGCAGCUGAAGGACGCGCGGGGCGGCUGGAGGUGCGGCGCGCGCAGCUGGAGGGCGAGGUGCAGCGCGCCGCGGUGGCCGCGCGCGACCGCGACCAGGCGCUCAAGAAACUUCAAGAUCGUUGCGAAGGCUAUCAGCGAACGAUAUCAUCACUUGAAGACCGUUGCACUUCCCUCAAAGGCACCGUGGAACAACUAUCGACAUCGCUGCAGAAGGCCGCCACCGCUGAAAGUGAGCUUAGGGCGGAACUAAGUAAGAUACAACGAAUGCUCAACGAGGCCAAGAAUAACGAGCAAAACGCAUUGGAAAAACUCAGACAAAUACAGAAGAAUGUUGCCAACUGCGAAAACGAACGGCGAGUACUAUCAGAAAAAUUAGAAAGUGCAAAGACCGCUUUGAGUGAACUGAAGCGGUUGAAUGCUACUCUGGAGGACCAAGUGCACAGGUUGACUAAUCAGCUGGCGAAUGUAGAAGUACAGAGAUCGAGUCUAGAGUCGCAGCUGCGCGUGUCUCAAUGGGAGGGCAAGGGGGUGGGUGUGAGCGGCGCGGGCGGCGCGGGCGCGAGCUCGGGCACGGGCGAGGCGGAGGGCGAGCUGCACGCGCUGCAGCGCGAGCGCGCCGAGCUGCGCGCGCAGAACGACGCGCUGCGCGACGCCGUGCGCCGCCUGCAGCGCACGCACCUGCACCACGUCGCGCUCGCACCGCCCGUGCGCAGCAAGAGCCACGACCGCGACAAGCCGCCCUACUACUGUGAUAUUGACUCGGGUCCGGAUUCAACGAAGGACUCCAUCCGUGAACUUAAAGAAAAAUGCACCUGUAGGGGUAGAGGUUUCAACGCGGAACUGAGUCUCAUUGAGCUGGAGAACCGAGAGCUGCGGAUGAAAAUCAGGCGUUUAGAGAAAGAACUUGCUGAUAAGGAAGCCGAGCUAUCAGUAGCACGGAGUCGAUUCCUCAGUGAGCUGUCUUCAGACGGACCGUCCCGUCGUGAAGAUGUGGAGCACUACAGGCAGGCGGCCAUGCAGGCUGAACGACUGCUUGAAGCGAGGGAGGCCAGCCAUCGCCAGCAAAUUGUUCGCCUCGAGAACCAGGUAUGA
Parnassius mnemosyne (clouded apollo) is the source of this 6345-nucleotide messenger RNA. Lineage: Eukaryota; Metazoa; Arthropoda; Insecta; Lepidoptera; Papilionidae. The record is from the annotation of a GenBank genome assembly.